Molecule: messenger RNA, 1026 nt
Organism: Sodiomyces alkalinus F11
Lineage: Eukaryota; Fungi; Ascomycota; Sordariomycetes; Glomerellales; Plectosphaerellaceae
Product: putative quinone oxidoreductase
Exons: 2
Coding region: 1-1026 (341 amino acids)
Molecular function (GO): oxidoreductase activity
Source: RefSeq, a predicted model, not a curated record
AUGAAUGCCAAAAUGCGAGCAAUCGACAUCCAAGGAGGAAAGGGCCCCCGGGAGAAUCUUGUCAUGAACCCCGAUGUCCCUAAACCGAUUCCGAAAGAGGGUGAGGUCCUCGUCAAAGUCAAAGCCUUCGGUAUAAACCGUAUGGACCAGAUACAGCGCGAGGGUAACUACCCUGUCCCCGCUGGCGCCUCCCAUAUCCUAGGGGUCGAGUUCAGCGGCACCGUCGACUCCCUCGGGCCCCCUUCGGCGUCGCACCCGGACCCCCACGACUUCCGACCGGGCGAGCCAGUUUUCGGCCUAGCCUACGGCGGCGCCUACGCGGAAUACGUAGCCGUCAGCGCCCGCAUGCUGCUCCGCAAACCCGACUUUUUGACCUGGGAGCAGGCCGCCGCCAUCCCAGAGACGUGGAUCACCGCCCUGCAGGCCCUGCACGUCGUCGGCGGCGUCAAACCGGGCGACAACGUCCUCUGGCACGCCGGGGCGUCCGGUGUCUCUGUGGCGGGUAUCCAGCUCAGCCGCCUGGCCCAGGCCGGCGCCGUGUUCGCCACCGCCGGCACGGACGCCAAGUGCGCUUUCAUCCGGGACGAGCUGGGCGCCACGGCCACCUUCAAUUACAAGACCCAGGACUGGGCGCGUGGCGUCCAGGAUGCCACAGGCGGGCGAGGUGCGGACCUGAUCAUUGAUUUCGUAGGCGGAGGCGACUACUUUCCGAAGAACCUCGAGGUGGCUGCCCGGGACGGGAAGCUGGUGAUGCUGGGCCUUCUGGGAGGCGGUAGCGUGGAGAAUGUUAACGUGUCACUCAUUCUCUAUAAGAGACUGCGCAUCGAGGGCAGCACGCUGCGGAGCCGGGAUAUUGAGUAUCAGGCCCGUCUGCGCGAUCGUCUGGAGGCGUGCUUGCCGGACUUUGAGUCGGAGAAGCUGAAGAUUGUGAUUGACACCGUCUUCCCUUGGGAAGACAUACGGACCGCACACGAGUACAUCGAACAGAACAAAAAUUCUGGAAAGAUCGUCUGUACCCUUUCUUAA